Molecule: messenger RNA, 889 nt
Organism: Girardinichthys multiradiatus
Lineage: Eukaryota; Metazoa; Chordata; Actinopteri; Cyprinodontiformes; Goodeidae
Product: complement C1q tumor necrosis factor-related protein 3-like
Exons: 3
Coding region: 310-825 (171 amino acids)
Molecular function (GO): protein binding
Source: RefSeq, a predicted model, not a curated record
UGAUAGCAUUAUUUUACCUCAACAAUAUGUAGAGACUUUUCCUUAUCAGCUUUUAUCUGAGUUUGACUUUUAUUUGAAAGAGUAAACAGACCGUUCGCAACAUGUUUUCUCUGUAGCUAAACAUUAACCAGAUAUCCUAGAACUUCAUAAAAACAGCAAGCAGCAUAACGUCAGAGUUCUGGAGCCAUUGAAACAGAGUCAGGAAUUAAUUUCACAUUUUGGUUGUUAGUGUGGUUCUGUGGUUUAACUUUGGCCGAGGAUGUGGCUGAAACAGAAGUCACUACUGAAACAGGGUCAUGCUUUCCUGACAUGUGCAAAUUCCUCAAAGAGUUUGGUGCCAUGAAAGAAAAACAAAAAGGAAUGGAAACAAGCCUGAAGGAGACUGAAAACCAGGUUCUAGAACUGAAGAAGAAAGAAACAUUCAAGAUAGCAUUCAGUGCUGCAACAGGUGGAGGUGGACCCAUCGGGCCCUUCAGCACAACAACAACCAUAAUCUACAGAACAGUGAUAACAAAUGUGGGCAAUGCCUACAAUCAGCACACAGGUAUUUUUGCUGCACCUGUUGCAGGCGUAUACUACUUCACCUUCUUUUAUCAUGCUGGAGGAGAACGAAUUGUGAGUCUAGCCCUUGUGAAGAACAACGAGGUUAUUAUGAUAGCCUAUGACCAUAAAACAUCACAUGACGGGGCUGAUAAUGGAGGCAAUGCAGCAUUCCUGCAACUGCAGCAAGGAGACCAGGUGUAUAUGCAGUUGUCUGAGAACACUCAUGUUUGGGGGGACAGUCAAAUUACCACUUUCAGUGGUGCUCUUCUGUAUCCACUUUGAAAUAAACUAUAUGAGAGUUUAAAGAAAAACACAUCACUAAAUAAAAUUUGCAUUGUCAUGUUAA